AUGUCCGCAACUUGUUUGGGCUUGGAUCGCAAUCAGACAAAUGAUGCUCGAGAUUAUUAUAGACAGGUUCUGUUACCAUUUACACAAGUUUUCAAUGUAGUUCAUGGCUAUGCUUAUAUAACUCUUUGUAUUUUGGGUGUUUUUGCCAACAUUUCAAUUGUUGUUGUAUUACUACGUCCGGCUAUGAGAAAAAGCCCAUUUAAUCUAUUUCUGAUAAUGAUAGCUGUUUGUGAUGCAACCUUAAUGGCAACCUAUCUCAUAUAUAAACAUAUAGAAUUCUGUCAUCCAUUGUUUUUUACUCACACUUUCAUUGUUUAUACGAAAUUUUAUGCUGGUUUAUCUGUGUUUGUACAUAGUACAAGCCUGUGGUUAACUGUUAAUAUGGCCAUUCUAAGAUAUCUUGUUCUUUAUCGUGGAAGUCGAUCAUCUUCACGAUUGCCACCAUGUAAUGGAUUCCCAGCUGCUAUUGUAGCUAUCGUUAUUGCGACCAUUAUAGCAUUUGUUGGAAGCUUCCCAAAUAUGCUUCGUUAUGAGAUAACAAUGAAAGACAAGAGGAAGCUUCCAUCAGAUUGUCUGAUUGGCCCAUACGCUCAUGAUUGGACAGCUAAUGAUGAAAUUUAUGAAUACGGCCUAGACAAGCCAGACUGGUAUGGCUGCCGAUGGGAAAGGUUCAAUUUCUGGAUGGCAGCAUGGGUUUUAAAGCUAAUACCUUGUAUAUUACUUACUGUGUUCAUGACGCUUCUUGUGAGGAUGCUUAUUGAAGCUCGUGAGAGAAGAUCCAGGCUGUGCGGGGGCAUGUCAACCGGCAACUCACAGGCAGAACGAACAACUGCCAUGCUAACAAUCAUAGUGGCGGUUUUCCUGAUAACUGAGUUACCGCAAGGAAUUAUUGGUUUUGCAGCAGGUGUUAAUCCUCGACUUAUUGUUCUAACAUAUCAUUUAAACAAUUUCUUUGAUUUAUUGUCACUUAUAAACAGUGCUGUCAACUUUGUUCUCUGCGCUCUCAUGUCUCAUGUCUUCCGGAGAGAAUUCCUUCUCACUUUCGCAUCGUGUUGUCCCCAGUCUAGUGAAAGUCACAGCGGUGCUCCAACAAUAACCACUCAUUCUAGCGUACGUCAAAUGUGGAACUCACUAAUCUCGAGAAUAGGCAACAAAAACGGUUUUGUUCAAGUACCCACUGCUUCUCCAGAAGACAAAGCUCAAUCGCUAUGA
Auanema sp. JU1783 is the source of this 1212-nucleotide messenger RNA. Lineage: Eukaryota; Metazoa; Nematoda; Chromadorea; Rhabditida; Rhabditidae. The record is from the annotation of a GenBank genome assembly.